AUGAGCCAACUGCUUCAAGCAUCAGCUGAACAAGGAAAUACGGACGAUAGCCUCAGCGAAGAGUUAAAUGGCAACCUCUUCCUCUUCACAGCAGCGGGCUUUGAAACAACAGCAAACAUUAUCUCCUACGCGAUAAUUCUGCUUGUCCGAUAUCCCAAAUGGCAGGAGUGGCUCUUUGAAGAGGUCGACAACCUAAUGCCCACAGACGUGCGAGAAGACAUAGAGUAUACUUCCGUUCUUCCUCGAGUGACGCGCAUCAUGGCGGUUAUAUUCGAAACACUGCGACUAUACUCACCUAUUAUCCGCAUGCUGAGGACAAAUGACGCACCACAAGAGUUGAAGACAUCCAAGGGCGUGAUUUACCUCCCAGCCAACUCUGACGUGACUAUUAACAUUAUUGCACUACAUCUUGAUCCAGAAGUGUGGCCCAAUAUCAACCGGUGUUCUGACCCAUCAUGGGUCGCGGACGAUGAUCAAGUACCCUCUGACGAAUCCGCCUUCCGGCCUUCUCGCUGGGUCAAUCCUGACACGACUCCGCGACGGCUAUACCAACCGCUGAAAGGAUAUUUCCUUCCGUCGAGCUAUGGCCCUCGCGUUUGUCCGGGGCGAAAGAUGGCGCAGGUUGAGUUUGUGGCGGUCAUACUCAAACUCUUACAGUAUCACCGUAUAGAUGCCGUUCCACUUGCUGGGGAGCAACGGAAGGAUGUUGAGCGGAGGCUGGAUAAAGUGAUGAGCAGUUGUAUUCCUAAGAUGACGUUAGUUAUGGAGGGUAUAUAUGAUGCGGGAAAGACCGGAGGUGUGCCGGUGCGAUUGACUAGGCGGAAAUAA
Molecule: messenger RNA, 828 nt
Organism: Penicillium hordei
Lineage: Eukaryota; Fungi; Ascomycota; Eurotiomycetes; Eurotiales; Aspergillaceae
Product: Cytochrome P450
Exons: 1
Coding region: 1-828 (275 amino acids)
Molecular function (GO): iron ion binding; oxidoreductase activity, acting on paired donors, with incorporation or reduction of molecular oxygen; heme binding
Source: RefSeq, a predicted model, not a curated record